GAAGCCUUAUCAAAAUUAGAUAAAGGGGAAAAAAGCGAAUAGGUGUACCUUAUAAUAUCGCAGAUCAAACGACGUUUUUAAACUAAAUAUUACUCAAAUUUUCAAAAUGUUUUCUUCAUGUUCUUAUAAGUGUUUACUCAAAUGUUCCAUAUUAAUCAUACUUUUAGAAUGCACAACUCAAACACAAGCGGUUGAAAACUUCAACGACGAUGAUCAUUACAAUACUGGAAGAAAACUUAUGGAAAAAGGCAUGAAUGGUGGUGAGUUUGUAAUUUACAUCAUACUGGUAGUCAUAUUCUCCAUGAUAUCUAUAUGCUGCCGUCUUUACUGUCGACACGCCUGCAAAGAUGAAUGCGAGUGUUCAAACGACGAUAACAGUGACUGUGAGGGAUGUUGCUGUUGCGAUGAUCACUCUCUGGCAAAUCCUAGUCAUGCAAGAGCCCCAGCAACCAACACUUGGCAACCACCAGUUCAACAGCAACCUCGACAGUUCACCAAUUUUGGAACUCUUUCAACUGAACGAAACACACUUUCGUUUUACAACAGAGCAAAUUUUGCUGAAACGCAGAACACUGCAACCAUAUUUGCCCAAGACAGUUCUAAUUUUCAAGCACCACUUGGAAUCGCCAAUGCUCCUCCGCGGUAUGACUUUAUGAAUGCUCCUAGUGCCCCGCAUCCAUACAACGCACCCAAUGAAUCUCAUAUAUAUAAUAUACCAAGUAUUCCAGCUGCAGUCCAUUCAGUGAAUACUGACGAUCCACCACCUGAUUAUGCAAGUGUAGUUCUCGGAGAUUUGCUUCAAGGAAAUGAACACACACAAUUUCCGAGAGUCACGCAAGACAAAUAACAUGUAUAGCAUAAAAAAUAAAUAUUGUAUUAAUUUAUGAAAACAUAUAAUGUGUCAACUGUCAAUUUUAACGCUUUUUGGGGAAGAUUUUUUCCAAGGUUGACAGAAUUUCAUAGCUUCUUAAAGCUAAAUAAUUUCUUUUUUAAAUUAUGGCUGCUUUAACCCUUUGUGCUCGAGGUUCUUUCAACGGUUAAAUAAAACGAACAAGUCUAGUCCUAGUUAGAUUCUGUUUUGAGAUCUGGGCUCCUGGACCGUACAGCGACCCUUAUCCCAAUCAUCUCUUAAUUAUUUAAACAGUGAAUCGGGAACAUUUUAGUUAGCAGUCGUUGUGAUUGAUAACUACAAACUCAAGGUCUGUUAUUUAUUACACAAUACCAGGAGACUACUAAACAAAGUGGUGACUAAAUAUUAAGACUUAACAAUUAUACCAUUCAGAGUGACAGGUAUUUUGUAGUAUGCUGUGAUGACAGACCCCUCCAACACUGAAGGUUAAAUUUUCACUUAGUUCUUAUUUAAUUGCCAAUGGAGAAGUCUUCCUCAUAAAACUAAAAAUUGCAGCUAUGAUACUUUUGUUUUAGAAAUAAAAUUUUUGUUAAAAUUG
Parasteatoda tepidariorum (common house spider) is the source of this 1448-nucleotide messenger RNA. RefSeq lists its product as uncharacterized. NCBI's taxonomy places the organism in Eukaryota, Metazoa, Arthropoda, Arachnida, Araneae, Theridiidae. The record is from RefSeq and is a predicted model, not a curated record.